UGCAGUUGGAAUGUCGCCUAAAGGCAAGAGAACUGCACUGCUUCCACGCUUCACUCUGUGAGGCUGAAGCAAGAGACCCACACACAGCAAACCAACCUUCACCUUCAGUCAAAGGGCCAUUGCGGUGUCAGAGUCAGCUAUGAGAAAGAAUAACACGUGACUUUGUACAAUGGAAUGAAUAAGGAACAUUGUGGAUGAGCAGACCAAAGCGUUGUGGACGUCCAUCUGGCACAACUUAGAGGAGAACAUCUUCAUUCCAGCUGGGAGCAAACCACUGCUGGGCUUUUCCUUUAGGAGGUCAUGAGGAGAGAUAGGCUACUGGUGGUUCUCACUUUGGUCACCCUCCUGGUGGCCGACAUUCAUUUCAUCCUGAUUCCAAGACUGAAAACCUGGUAUCACCUGCCUAGGGAAAGCUGCACGUGCAUGGGUGCCAAUGGCAGUUGGGCGAAUGGAGUUCCAGUAACUGAUCUGUGGCUGUUGAAUCAGACUUCAACCUUGGUUCCCACUGAGCAAGACUCCAAGCUAGAGCGGUUGUUCAGACACCCGCUCUACAACAUCCGCCUUCCCAAUGUGGGACCCGAUGAACUGCUAUUGCAGCAUGAUGAACUUAUGAAUUACUACAAGAGGAAAGUGUCCCGCUGGGAGAGACUGAGAAAGGUGUACAUUGAUGCGGCAGCUGCUUUAAACAUCACUAUACCUGAUCACCCUGUGACGUUUGACCCUGAGGCCAGCUGGCUGCGAUUCCAUCUAGGGAUCAACCGAUAUGAGCUCUACUCAAGAGAUGACAGCAGCAUAGACAAACUCCUGCGGGACAUGCAGACAGCCACUGUUAUUAGUGCGGAUCACACUCAGGAUGAGAAAGCGUUAAAGGGUGCAUGUGACUGCUUUCAAGUGGUUAAGCCAAGUGGUCUUCACUUGAAGUUGGCACUGAAGCUCCAAGAUUUUGGCAAAGCUAUGUUUAAACCAAUGAGACAGGAGCGGCACGACGAGACACCAGAAAACUUCUUCUAUUUUGUUGACUUUCAGAGACACAAUGCAGAGAUUGCAGCCUUUCAUCUAGACAGAGUUCUGGAUUUCCGGAGAGUUCCACCAGUGUCUGGGAGAUUCAUUAAUCUGACCGGUGAAGUCCUGCACAUAACUCACAAUGAUGACCUGCGCAAUGUUUUCUUUACUUCUCCAGCCAACAACACAUGUUUCUUUGCCAAGUGUUUAUACAUAUGCAAGUCAGAGUAUGCAGUGUGUGGUCACCCAGACCUUCUGGAAGGAUCCAUGUCCGCUUAUCUACCAGGCCUGAGCAUUGCUCCACGUAUCUCCAUUCCCAACCCCUGGAUACGUGCCUACAGUUUCACUGGACGAGAGGAGUGGGAAGCUAAUCCAUUAUACUGUGAUAAAAUUAAGAAACUUUAUCCCUACAACUCUGGAAACAGACUUCUCAACAUUAUUGACAUGACGAUAUUUGAUUUUCUCACAGGAAACAUGGACAGGCACCACUAUGAGAUUUUCACCAAGUUUGGGGAUGAAGGUUUCUUGCUUCACUUAGACAAUGCCAGAGGAUUUGGACGAUAUUCCCAUGAUGAAAUGUCGAUUUUAGCACCACUGACCCAAUGUUGCGUCAUCAAGCGCUCUACACUGCUGAGAUUAAAGCUUUUGGAGAGAUCUGAGUACCGCCUAAGUGAUGUAAUGCGAGAGUCCCUCUCCCGAGAUCCUCUCUCUCCGAUUCUGACCGAGGCCCAUCUGGAGGCAUUGGAUCGACGGUUGGGACAGAUUCUUCGGACGGUGGGUAGGUGUGUGAAAAAGCUGGGAGAAGCACAGGUGGUGGUCACAGACUUUGUGGAAUCACAGAGAGGAACUACUUCACACCCAACGGAAAACAACAGGUGACAAAGGACAUCUCAGAAGAAAAUGGACACUUCCAAGUUUCUCACUAGCUGCCAGAAAAAUGGUCAAUAAAUUUAAGAUGGUUAUGAACGUCAUUUUUUUAUAAAGCA
Paramisgurnus dabryanus is the source of this 1988-nucleotide messenger RNA. RefSeq names its product FAM20A golgi associated secretory pathway pseudokinase (gene fam20a). Gene Ontology annotation, molecular function: protein serine/threonine kinase activator activity. Gene Ontology annotation, cellular component: Golgi apparatus. Lineage: Eukaryota; Metazoa; Chordata; Actinopteri; Cypriniformes; Cobitidae. The record is from RefSeq and is a predicted model, not a curated record. Gene Ontology annotation, biological process: enamel mineralization.